This is a messenger RNA of Candidula unifasciata, 453 nucleotides long. NCBI's taxonomy places the organism in Eukaryota, Metazoa, Mollusca, Gastropoda, Stylommatophora, Geomitridae. The record is from the annotation of a GenBank genome assembly.
AUGCCUAGAAACGGAGUUCAGUACGUUAAUAACGAGGAGCCAGCAUUUAUCCAACAGUUCAAAGAAAAAAUUGGAUAUAAAGAAGGCCCUAGUAUAAAUUCCAAGAGAAACAUGCCCAACUUUGAUGACCAUGAGGAUGAGGAGGAUGAAUAUGCCCCAGAGAAAGAAGAUGAGAAGCCAGUGGUUGUAGUUGUCAAGUCAGGAGAUCUGACUGCAGAGGAAGCACAUGCUGAACAGAAGCUGGUUGAAGAUGGGCCAGCAAGACUGGACGAGAAAAUAACAUUUAAGAAGCCAGUCAAGCGGACAAAGGAACCUCCUGAAGACACUGCAGAAACUGAGGAUGGGAAGAAGAAACCGAAGAAACCAUCUGAUAAAGGGAAACAAUCCUCAGGCAAGAUGACAAAAAACACAAACUUAUUGUCAUUUGGUGAUGAGGACGCUGAUGAAGGUUGA